This is a messenger RNA of Cyprinodon variegatus (sheepshead minnow), 1652 nucleotides long. It is a transcript of the gene kcnj4, whose product is annotated as potassium channel, inwardly rectifying subfamily J, member 4. Gene Ontology annotation, cellular component: plasma membrane. Gene Ontology annotation, biological process: regulation of monoatomic ion transmembrane transport; potassium ion import across plasma membrane. Lineage: Eukaryota; Metazoa; Chordata; Actinopteri; Cyprinodontiformes; Cyprinodontidae. The transcript is spliced from 2 exons. The coding region runs from base 6 to 1652 and encodes 548 amino acids. Gene Ontology annotation, molecular function: inward rectifier potassium channel activity. The record is from RefSeq and is a predicted model, not a curated record.
CAGCAAUGACAGGUGCCAUGGGAACAAGAUCCAACAGGUACAGCAUCGUGUCAGACGUCAUACCAGAGGAGGAGCUGCAGAAGAUUUCUAGUUUAGCCCUCAACAACGGUAACAGUUCUACCAAAGUCAAGAAGCAGAUAGACACAGAAAGAGAGGACAGCAGAAGGAGGCCUGGAGCCACUGCUGUUGUGCCUGGCAAAAGUGGACAGAGAGGUAUGAACAGCUACAACGGGAAGGCCCUGACAAGGGGCUCCAAUCAAGUCCGAAGCCGUUUUGUGAAGAAGAACGGACAAUGCAAUGUAGUAUUCACAAACAUGGAGGACCGGAGUCAGCGCUACCUCGCAGACAUCUUCACCACCUGCGUGGACAGCAGUUGGCGAUAUCUACUACUUCUGUUCUGCACAAGCUUUCUCAUCUCAUGGCUGAUAUUUGGGUUAAUCUUUUACAGUGUCGCAUUUGCACAUGGAGACUUCGAGGAACCCCCUAAACAGAAAGCUAACGAGGUGGUGGCAGGGAUGCAUGAAGCCUCCUCUGGGCUGUCAGCUGGGGGGCAGAAACAAAAGAUGCCCUGCAUACUGCAUGUCCAGGGCUUUGUUGGGGCGCUCCUCUUCUCUAUGGAGACCCAGACUACUAUUGGCUACGGCUGGCGCUGUGUUACUGAGGAGUGUCCUCUGGCUGUGUUGACAGUGGUCAUUCAGUCCAUUGUUGGUUGCAUCAUUGACUCCUUCAUGAUUGGAACCAUCAUGGCUAAGAUGGCGCGGCCAAAGAAGAGGAAUCAGACCCUCAUUUUCUCGAAAAAUGCUGUCAUUUCUUUGCGUGACGGCAAACUGUGCCUCAUGUGGAGGGUGGGCAACCUGCGGAGGAGCCAUAUUGUAGAAGCCCAUGUCCGUGCACAGCUCAUACGAUCAUAUGUCACAGCUGAAGGAGAGUUCAUCCCUCUGGAACAAAUGGACCUAAAUGUGGGCUACGAUGAAGGUACAGACCGAUUGUUUUUAGUGUCGCCACUGGUUAUAAUUCAUGAGAUAGACAAAGAUAGCCCUUUGUACAAUUUAAGUCGAGCAGAUCUGGAAGCAGAUGACUUUGAGGUUGUUGUCAUCUUGGAGGGGAUGGUGGAGGCCACAGCCAUGACUACACAGUUCCGUAGCUCCUACCUUUCCAGGGAAAUCUUCUGGGGUCACAGGUUUGAGCCAGUGAUCUACGAGGAUCGGGACCGCUACAAGGUGGACUAUGCCCACUUCCACAAUACCUACGAGGUCCCAUCAACACCCCAUCUCAGCGCGAAAGAGCUCGACGAAGCUGCGAGCCGAGCAUCCUCUGCUGCAUCUCCUGCAUCAGCCCAUAGAUCUACACAAGACUUGAUCCCAAGGUCUCUGACCGCCUUCUGUUAUGAGAAUGAAGUAGCACUGAGCUGUGCAGAGGAUGAGGAGGAAGACAUAUUUGACUCUACACAGAUGGUAGGGAAGGACAGGGCAGAGGAGAGGAGGACUUCUGUUGACUUUCAAAGUAUGUUUCAUGACACAGCAACCAUAACCUCAGGCAGUCACAAUGUUAUGUGUGUUCUGGACAUGGACAAUAACCAAAUGGAGUUUGACAUCCUACAGACUGCAAUUCCCCUUGAUCCAGUCACCUAUAAGAGUGACCAAGAAGCCUAA